Molecule: messenger RNA, 3173 nt
Organism: Corylus avellana
Lineage: Eukaryota; Viridiplantae; Streptophyta; Magnoliopsida; Fagales; Betulaceae
Gene: MCM8
Product: minichromosome maintenance 8
Cellular component (GO): MCM complex; nucleus
Molecular function (GO): single-stranded DNA binding; ATP hydrolysis activity; ATP binding
Source: RefSeq, a predicted model, not a curated record
UUAGAGGCCUUCGGGAGAGAGAGAGCCAGAGGUAGAUGAUGAGAAUGGGCAUGGAUUACGGCUCUGUAGACCCAAGCGGCUACAUGGACGUCUUGGCCCCGUACUUCCCCCGACAGGUGUUCCCAACCAUCGAAGAAAGCUGGCUCACGCUCACUUCUUCGCUCUUUUGCUUCUUUUCUACUCCACCAGGCCAGGAUCUCGCUUCUCAGAUAAAGGAUGAUGAUGGUGUCUUCAUUUUGCCGAUGGAUUUUCAACAAUUUCGGAAAAUAUGCGAUAUUGAGGAAUUUUACUUAAUGUUGGAGGAUAAACCUGAAAUAGCUCUCUUAUGUAUGAGUGCUGCAAUUCACAAGGUUUUGUUGACCAUAUGGGAGAAAAAGAAGCUGGAGGAUGGUGCAAAAGUUAUUAUACGUCUGCACAACUACCCUGAAACUAUGAUUGCUUUAAAGAACUUAAAAGCAGCUUAUAUUGACAAGCUUGUAUCUGUCCGUGGUACUGUAGUAAAGGUUAGCACUGUCAGGCCUCUAGUGAGACAAAUGAGUUUUAACUGUGCAAAGUGUAAAACAGAAAUUACGCGUAUUUUCCCUGAUGGAAAAUUUUCACCACCAGCCAGUUGCACUUUUGAUAGGUGCAAGAGCAAAACUUUUAAUCCAAUUCGAGCUACUGCUCAAACAAUAGAUUUACAGAGAGUAAGGCUUCAGGAACUUUUGAAGCCUGAAGAUCAUGAAGAAGGCCGGAUGCCUCGAACAGUGGAAUGUGAACUGACCCAAGAUCUUGUUGGUGCAUGCAUACCUGGAGAUGUGGUGACUGUCACUGGAAUUAUCAGAGUAAUUAACAAUUACAUGGAUAUUGGAGGAGGAAAAUCAAAAGACAAAAAUCAAGGGUUUUACUAUUUGUAUCUAGAAGCAGUUUCAAUAAAAAAUUCCAAAUCACAGUCUACACCUGAGGAUUUGCAAGAUCCUAAUUUCAAUGCUAGAGCCACGGAGCUGUUUGAUUUAUUCUCAUUUUCUCCAAGGGAUUUGGAAUUCAUUGUGAAGUUUUUGGAGGAACAUGGUUCAGAUAUCUUCAGGCAAAUACUUCAGUCUAUAUGUCCAUCUAUCUAUGGACAUGAGCUUGUUAAAGCGGGAAUAACACUAGGACUGUUUGGAGGCGUACGGAAGCAUUCAAAGGAUCGUAACAAGGUUCCUGUCAGAGGAGACAUUCAUGUCAUAGUUGUUGGUGAUCCUGGACUAGGCAAGAGCCAAUUACUGCAAGCAGCAGCUGCUGUUUCUCCACGCGGCAUUUAUGUUUGUGGCAAUGCCACUACUAAAGCUGGCCUCACUGUAGCUGUUGUUCGGGAUCCCAUGACAAGCGGCUAUGGUUUUGAGGCUGGUGCCAUGGUACUUGCAGACAGUGGAUUAUGCUGUAUAGAUGAGUUCGACAAAAUGUCUGCAGAACAUCAGGCCCUACUGGAAGCCAUGGAACAACAGUGUGUCUCUAUUGCAAAGGCUGGACUUGUGGCAAGUUUAUCAGCACGAACUUCUGUCUUAGCAGCAGCAAACCCUGUUGGUGGUCAUUAUAACCGUGCAAAAACUGUGAAUGAGAAUUUGAAAAUGAGUGCUGCUCUCCUCUCACGAUUUGAUUUGGUCUUCAUAUUACUUGAUAAACCAGAUGAAGUUCUGGAUAAGCAAGUCUCAGAGCACAUCAUGUCACUUCAUUCUGGAUAUGGAGAACAUUCACCGGCAACAAAAAAGCUCCGUAGAGCAUCACAGAGUGCUGGAGGCAUAGAUAUGAGUGUAAAUGGUGGUUCUUUAGUAUCUAGGUUGAGACUUGACCGAAAGAAGGAUGGUGAUUUUGUUCCAUUACCUGCUCAACUUCUUCGCAAAUAUAUUGCUUAUGCACGGAAUUAUGUCUUUCCUAGAAUGUCAAAGCCAGCAGCGGAAAUCCUUCAGAAGUUUUACUUACAACUUAGAGGCCAUGAUACAUCGGGUGAUGGUACACCAAUAACCGCCAGGCAACUGGAAAGUCUAGUGAGGCUGGCAGAGGCUCGAGCUCGGAUAGAGUUAAGAGAAGAAAUAACACCCCAAGAUGCAAUGGAUGCAGUCGAAAUAAUGAAAGAAUCCUUGUAUGAUAAGUAUGUUGACGAGCAUGGUUUUGUGGAUUUCGGUCGGAGUGGGGGUAUGAGUCAACAGAAAGAAGCAAAACGGUUUUUAAGUGCUCUGAAUAAGCAAUCAGAAUUGGAUCAGAAAGACUGCUUUUCAAUUUCUGAAAUUUACGGUUUGGCAGAUAGGAUUGGCCUAAGGGUUCCUGAUAUUGAUACAUUUGUGGAUAAUUUAAACAGUGUCGGCUAUCUACUCAAGAAAGGGCCAAAGACAUACCAGGUGCUGUCCUCAUCUUAUUCACAAAGCCAAUCGUCAAGGUUGAGGGGCUAAACUGGAGCAGCUCUAAAUUUAUAAAACCAUUCUCCUGAUCUAUGGUAUAAGGUCUAAUGCAGUCCCUGAUGCCAAAACAUCCCAAAAAACAUGUAGAGAGAGAGUGAGGCAACCACCAAUGCAGUUGACUGAUCAUAGUUGUGUGUGCUUUGGUUAGUCUUUGAUGGACUCUGUUCCUUGCUCUUUGCAUGUACUUAAGAACAGCAAAAGAUGAGAAGUACAACACAUCUACGAGAAUCCGUAAACAAGCAUGAAGAAGGGCAACUAAAAACUUAAGACAGCCCCGUAUUCCUUUCUUGUAUACAAGACCAUAUUAGUUCUCAGGUAAGUAGUGAAAGACAGGUUUUGAAGAAGUGCAGAGACAGGUUUUGAAGCUGCCUGCUUAGACAAAACAUCAAACAAGGUAACAAGUCAAAAAACUUUCAAACUUUGCACGAUAAUGCAGGUUCAGAAAAGCCAGAAGAGAAAAAACCACAUCUAAACAUCAUGAUUAUACUAUAAACAUUCGACGGGCUGCAUGCACCCUGUUUCCUUUCAGCAUUGCUACUGCAUUUAUAUCACAAAACUGAUAUUAAUAUAUGCAACCUCAAUUUUGGCUGCUUCAUUGGGCUGUUUUUGUUAAGUCAGACCCCAAUGGAGUAUAGUUUGUUUAGAGUACUAGUAAGUAGUGGUUAUAGCAAACCAUGUUGCUUUACAUAACCAUUGAGACAAGUCAAAUUGGUCUUCAUGGAUUUAAAAGAAACUUAUCAGCCUUUUAAAACUCAU